Acipenser ruthenus (sterlet) is the source of this 2420-nucleotide messenger RNA. RefSeq names its product regulator of G-protein signaling 11. Gene Ontology annotation, biological process: G protein-coupled receptor signaling pathway; regulation of G protein-coupled receptor signaling pathway; intracellular signal transduction. Lineage: Eukaryota; Metazoa; Chordata; Actinopteri; Acipenseriformes; Acipenseridae. The record is from RefSeq and is a predicted model, not a curated record. The transcript has 17 exons. Bases 51 to 1475 code for a protein of 474 amino acids.
CAACUUCAGAAAGCAGGGAGUAAGAGGACGCGUCCGAACGCCUGGCUAGUAUGACAAUCAACACCAUAAACCAAGGAGGACCUUACAAAAUGCAAAUGCCGUGCUUUAGCAAGAUGGAGCGAGUAAUCGUAGCCAUGCAAGACCCCGAUGUCGGGAUAAAGAUGCGAAACCAGAGACUUGUGAUCACGGUUAUCCCGCACGCAAUCACCGGAAAUGAUGUGGUGGACUGGCUGAUGCAGAAGUUUAACAUCAGCGAGGAAGAGGCGCUGCACGUGGGGAACCUCAUAGUGAAGUACGGCUACAUUUACCCACUGAAGGAGCCCAAGAACCUGGUGCUCAAGCCUGACGAAACACCCUACCGCUUUCAGACUCCGUACUUCUGGACUACAAGCAAGUGGCCCUCCUCGGAGCUUGAUUACGCGAUUUAUUUGACAAAGAAGAACAUCUGCAAACAAGGGGAUUUGGUCGAGUACGAGAAGUACAAUUACAAUCUGCUGCACAAACGCAUCAACCACACGUGGGACUUCGUGGUGAUGCAAGCCAGAGAGCAGCUCAGGGUGGCGAAGCAGAGGAGGAAAGCUGAUCGAAUUGUGCUGGAGUGGCAGGAACAGGCCUACUGGCUUGUCAACAGACCUCCGCCAGGCACUUUCAACAUCUUGGAGCACGGCCCUGAGCGAGGGAACUGUCUGCACUCCCGAGUCCAGCUGAACAGCGAAUACUUCAAAAAACAGAUUGAACUCGCGAAGAAAGCCUUGAUUCGGCCGCGGGUCAAGUCUUCCAUCUGCCUGGAGUGGUUUAUGAAGUUCACUGAACAGUAUCAAUCCCAUGAUCCCAUCAUGUCAGGAUGCCUUCCCAGCAACCCGUGGAUAACUGAUGACAUCAUGUACUGGUCCAUGAACGCCAGCGAGGUGGCGACCCCAACCAAGCUGAGGGUGGAGCGCUGGAGCUUCUCCUUCACGGAGCUGCUCAACGACCCACUGGGACGCAAAGAGUUCAUGCAGUUCCUGGAGAAAGAGUUCAGUGCUGAGAACUUGUGCUUCUGGGAGGCGUGUGAAGACCUGAGACACGGAGAGCAUUCAAAGAUAGCGCAGAAGGUGGAAGAGGUAUACCAACAGUUUCUCGUACCCGGGGCCAGCAAGUGGGUGAACAUCGACAGCAAGACGAUGGAGAAGACGCUGGAGGGGAUCAAAUCGCCACACCGCUACAUCCUCGACGACGCACAGAUGCACAUCUACUUCCUGAUCAAAAAGGACUCCUAUCCGAGGUACAUGAAGUCACAGAUGUACAAGAGCUUGCUAGCCAGAGCCAUCGUGCCGCAGGAAACCAAGAAAGGCCUCAGUAUGUUUCCCUUCAUGAGAAGGCAGCGUCACUCCAGCCCGAGUCCUGCCGUCCUGACUCAGCCCGGAGAGGAUGCUGGGAAAAGCAAACCCGCCACGAUGACCACGCCCGGAACUGUCUCCCAGGUGGAGGAAUAAAACAAAGCCGGCGCUCCGCACUCGCUGCUCCCCACCUUCUCCUGAGCGAGAGCUGUCCCGUCUUCCAGGUGCUGUGCUGUUCCCACCACCUGCGCCUCACUGCAGCUGUGUGUGUGUGUGUGUGUGUGUGUGUGUGUGUGUGUGUGUGUGUGUGUGUGUGUGUGUGUGUGUGUGUGUGUGUGUGUGUGUGUGUGUGUGUGUGUGUGUGUGUGUGUGUGUGUGUGUGUGUGUGUGUGUGUGUGUGUGUGUGUGUGUGUGUGUGUGUGUGUAUCUGUAUCUGGACCAGCAGAUCAAUAAGAUGAAUGUGUCGGUGCCCCCCAUAGUCAAACAUUUGGCACUUUUUUUUCUUUUUUUUUUGGAGCGCAGGCACCAAGAAUGUACAGUGAGAGUGGAUUUGAGUGUGUUAUGGCUAGGGAUUAAUAAAAUGCACAGAUAAGUAGAUCAUAAAAUGGCCACGGAUUAAAACAGCAGUAACAGAUGCCCAACAGAACUGUAUGCUGCGCUCCUGCUAUGAAAUGCAUUUUAAAACCUGAAAUGAAAACGCAUGUUACCCCAACGCUCAGCUACCGUGAAAGUGAAAAACAGCCAGGAGGAGCCCUGACCUGGUUCAACAGAUAAUGCCACUACUAGCAUGCUCGCUGUAAAGCGAUUAUUUUGGGUCAGGAAAUAAUGUUAGUUUUAUAACUGUUUACAUGUAAUUUUUUUGCAUGUGUAGUCAGGAAUUAGGAACCUAUUACCUGCCUCCAGUAUUUCAGGGGAACCAUUCUCAUGGGACACACCCUUGAGAGGCAAGGUGGGGGGUGUCUGUGAGCUUGUGACACAGAGCAGCGGGAGUGAGUGAGGGAGUGACGUCAGCAGCGUCGGAGCUCCAUGUAUAUUCCUGGGAAUGUUACUGAUUCUACCCAUGCUGAUGUUGUUGUUUCAGCUUCUGAAUAAUAAAUGACC